AUGGCGACCGCCGGCGCAUCAACAGGAGCUGUCCCUCCUAAUAGCACUGUAUACGUUCGAAAUCUAGAGGAACAAAUCAAGGUUGAGCAACUCAAGGAAGCUCUGGAAGAGGUCUUUGGCGAAUUCGGCAAUGUCCUUGAGAUCGUCGCAAAGACCAACCUCCGCGCAAAGGGCCAGGCUUUCAUUGUCUACGACAGCGUAGAAGCAGCCACCCGCGCCAUUGACGAAGUGAAUGGCUUCGACCUUUUCGAUAAGCCAAUGGUCCUGGAUUAUGCAAAGACGAGAAGCGAUGCUACAGUUCUACGAGAGAAUGGCUCAGAGGAGCUGGAGUCUCACAAGAGGCGGCGUUUAGCUGAGAAGGAGCGCAAACAAGCCCACGACGCCCUCGAAGCUCAAAAGAAACUCAAGCGCCCUGCUGCCGCCGCAGAGGCUGCUCGCCCCGCGAAGACCACAAAGGGUGCUGGCCUCAAACCCACAUCCGGUACUACAGCAAAUGUUGUUCCAGACGAAUUUCUGCCAGCAAACAAGAUUCUGUUCUUACGGGAACUUCCCGACGAUGCCAACGAGGAGAGCCUGUCGGCUAUUUUUGGUCGCUUCGAGGGAUUCCAGGAAGUCAGAUUGGUACCUGGUCGCAAGGGUAUUGCUUUCGUCGAAUACGAGGAAAAUUCUGGAGCUAUCAGUGCAAAGGAGGCUACUGCAGGCAUGACCAUUGGGGAGCAGGGCAAGGCUAUCCGUGUCACUUACCAGAGACAGUAG
Penicillium angulare is the source of this 756-nucleotide messenger RNA. RefSeq names its product U1A/U2B'/SNF family RNA-binding protein. The transcript has 4 exons. Lineage: Eukaryota; Fungi; Ascomycota; Eurotiomycetes; Eurotiales; Aspergillaceae. Gene Ontology annotation, molecular function: U1 snRNA binding. The record is from RefSeq and is a predicted model, not a curated record. The coding region runs from base 1 to 756 and encodes 251 amino acids. Gene Ontology annotation, cellular component: U1 snRNP. Gene Ontology annotation, biological process: mRNA splicing, via spliceosome.